GAGGGGAUAACGAAAGCGUGGGGAACGGGAGAAGGCGAAGCGGUGGUGCCCCGCUGGCGCCAUCAACCGCCGUCCGAUGCAGCGCUUCUCUCCGCCACGUGUCCCCCCCAACCCAACAUUCCAUUCCAUUCCCCACUUCUGUUCUCUCGCAACCCUUCUCACCCAAAUGUCUCUGGAACUCUCCCACUCUCUCUAUCUGAACCCUCUCUCUUUAGAUCUCUCAUGCCGGAGGUUCCUCUCUUACUAAAACAGUCUUAUCCUCCCGCCGUUCGCUGCUAGACGCUUCCGAUACCUGCCCUUUCCCUUCGGUCUAACGUCGCGCCCGGAUGGACGGAGGUCGCGAGACUGCUGCUGCUGCUGCUGCCGCCGCGGCGAACUCCCCGCCGCCGUUUCUGAGCAAGACUUACGACAUGGUGGACGAUCCCGCGACGGACGAGGUGGUAUCGUGGAGCAGCGCCAACAACAGCUUCGUUGUCUGGAACGUGCCGGAGUUCUCGAGGGACCUCUUGCCCAAGUUCUUCAAGCACAAUAACUUCUCCAGCUUCGUUAGACAGUUGAACACUUACGGUUUUAAGAAGGUCGAUCCAGACCGAUGGGAAUUUGCAAAUGAGGGGUUUCUUAGAGGUCAAAAACAUCUCUUAAAAAGUAUUAGUAGGCGGAAAUCAGUUAAUGUGCAUAAUCAUCAACAGUCUCCACCACAAGUCCAGAGCACAUCUGUGGGGGCCUGUGUUGAGGUGGGGAAGUUUGGGCUCGAGGAAGAAAUUGAAAGACUUAUAAGAGACAAGAAUAUUCUCAUGCAGGAACUUGUUAGGUUGAGGCAGCAGCAGCAAACAACAGAUCACCAGUUGCAGACAGUAGGGCAACGAGUUCAGGUGAUGGAGCAGCGACAGCAACAAAUGAUGUCAUUCCUUGCAAAGGCCAUGCAGAGCCCUAGCUUCUUUGCACAGCUGGUGCAACAGCAGAAUGAAAGCAAACGGCGCAUUGCUGGAGUUAAUAAGAAAAGGAGACUCCCCAGGCAGGAGGAUGGCUCAGCUGGUGAUCAUGUCCCUGGUGCUCCCAAUGGACGGAUCAUCAAAUACCAGCCUUCCUUGAAUGAGGCGGCUAAAGCCAUGCUCCGGCAGAUCCUGAAGAUGAAUGCAUCCCCCAGACUAGAACCUUCAGUCAACAACCCAGAUGCUUUCUUGAUUGAUGAUGGUCCAUCUUCUUCCACAUUAGACAAUGGAAGCUCCUCAAGUCAAACAUCAGGAGUGACUCUUUCAGAGGUACCACCAACUUCUGGGCAAUCUUGUUUGCUGGCAGAAUCUGUGUUUCCUGUCAGUAGUGGCUCUACUGCCAAUUCUGAGAUACUGUCUUCCCCUGAUGCAGUUAAGGCUACUCAGUUUGUGGGAGCGAGUGGGCUGAAUUGUGGGGAAGACACAGUUUUCCACGACUUCGCUCAAAUGCAAGAGAACAUGCAGGAAACCAUUGAAAUUGCUGACAUGAACUUUGUGGGGUCUGACUCUGUGAAUGGGUAUGUUAGUCCACCAUCAGCAGUUAUGGAUGGGAUGAUGCCAAUGGAAAGUGAUGGGUUUUCUCCUGAUCCAGGCAUGGACAUUGCAAGAGAUGGAAUUCCUAGGCUUCCAAGCAUUAAUGAUGCUUUCUGGGAGCAGUUCCUUACAUCAAGUCCACUCACAGGGGACACGGAUGAGAUUAAUUCACACCAAGUAGAAGGUGGUGUCGUCCUGGAAAAGACCCCAUGUAUGGAUGAUGGAUGGGAAAAGACGCAACGUAUGGAUCGGAUUACGGAACAAAUGGGGCUUCUUACUUCUGAUGCUGGAAGGGUCUGAUCUUUGUGAAACCAAUUGUAUAUUUGUGUUUCAUGUCAUCAACAGAUCUUGUCUAAGGCUUGGGGUGUGGUGGUGGUUGUAGGAAGAGAACAAAAUAGAGAGUUGCAUGGUAUCGAGAAUCAAAGAAGUGCAUGUCCAAUUGGAUGGAUGUGUGGGAGAAAGCUCUUCUAGGAUUCCAAGAGCAUCACUGACAAUGUUGAUGGAGGUCUUAUCAGAAGGAGCAUGGAGGACUUUUCUGGGCUGCCCUUUCAGCAGGAUGAGCUAAUGAGCGAAGUUACAUCCCACACACAAGAUAUUAGUUGCGUUGCUUUUGUAAUCUCUAAAGAUGCGGCCAAUUCCUAAUUUGUUUGUCAUUCCAUGCCCCAAGUCACCAGGCCAAGCUUGAUUAGUCUAGUCUUCAUAUGCUUGGGAGUUCCAAGUCUGAACUGAGAUGGAUUGAUGUGAGGUUUGAUAUUUGCUGCCUAUCCGUUGCAUGCAUAAAAAUCUUUCUGGCAAGAUCUUCAAGCUGUAUGAGAGAAUGUAAUUCUUUGACGGAUUGUAUGUACUUCCAAUGCGCCUCAUCUUAAAUAUAAUUAAUGCGAUGUUUCCUAAUUAUC
Molecule: messenger RNA, 2422 nt
Organism: Malania oleifera
Lineage: Eukaryota; Viridiplantae; Streptophyta; Magnoliopsida; Santalales; Ximeniaceae
Product: heat stress transcription factor A-1e
Exons: 3
Coding region: 327-1826 (499 amino acids)
Biological process (GO): regulation of transcription by RNA polymerase II
Cellular component (GO): nucleus
Molecular function (GO): DNA-binding transcription factor activity; RNA polymerase II cis-regulatory region sequence-specific DNA binding
Source: RefSeq, a predicted model, not a curated record